This is a messenger RNA of Rosa rugosa (rugosa rose), 1862 nucleotides long. Its product is annotated as heat stress transcription factor B-4. Gene Ontology annotation, molecular function: DNA-binding transcription factor activity; RNA polymerase II cis-regulatory region sequence-specific DNA binding. Gene Ontology annotation, cellular component: nucleus. Gene Ontology annotation, biological process: regulation of transcription by RNA polymerase II. The record is from RefSeq and is a predicted model, not a curated record. Bases 290 to 1480 code for a protein of 396 amino acids. Lineage: Eukaryota; Viridiplantae; Streptophyta; Magnoliopsida; Rosales; Rosaceae. The transcript is spliced from 2 exons.
GGCCCUUAUUUCACACUCCCAGACUCAGACACAUAUUCUCUCUCUAUUUCUCUCACUACCAUAAACCGAGAAGAGAUCGAUCAUUUCCAAAUAUUUAAAACCCCAAAACCCAACCAAAAACAAAAACAAAAACAAAAACAAAUACCACAGUACCACCACAACUCUCCUUUUUCCUCCAUUUUUAUCCAUCCAUCCACCCAGUCUCUCUCACUCUCACUCUCUUCUUAAACCCCUCUUUCAUUUCUCUUCCUUCCUCAGAUCUCUCUCUCUCUAUCUCCGCCCGGUUCUCAUGGCUUUGAUGAUAGACAAUUGCGGCGAAGGCAUACUCCUCUCUCUAGACUCCCACAAAUCUGUCCCGGCUCCGUUCCUGACCAAAACGUACCAGCUCGUCGACGAUCCCGCCACCGACCACAUCGUCUCUUGGGGAGAAGACGACACCACCUUCGUCGUCUGGCGCCCUCCGGAGUUCGCCCGCGACCUCCUCCCUAAUUACUUCAAGCACAACAACUUCUCCAGCUUCGUCCGCCAGCUCAAUACCUAUGGUUUCAGGAAGAUAGUGCCGGACAGGUGGGAGUUCGCCAACGAGUUUUUCAAGAAAGGCGAGAAGCAUUUGCUGUGCGAGAUCCACAGGCGCAAGACGGCUCAGCCGACGCAGCUCCCCAUCAACCAUCACCACCACGGCCACCACCAGUACCCGCAUUCGCCUCUCGGGAACCACCACGUCGUCACCGGUCCCGGCUUCUUCCCCUUCCAGCCGAGUCGUGGAAGCAACUCUCCUUCCGACUCCGACGACCAGUUUCCCAACUGGUGCGACUCGCCGCCGCCACUCGUGUCCUCUCCACCUUCAGGCGGUGGUGGUCCUCUCAAUACCAGCUACUGCAGUAAUGUUGCAACCAACACUGUGACAGCUCUAUCGGAAGACAACGAGAGGCUGAGGCGGAGCAACACCAUGCUUAUGUCCGAGCUCAACCACAUGAGAAAGCUAUACAACGAUAUCAUCUACUUCGUUCAGAACCAUGUCAAGCCUGUCGCUCCAAGCAAUUCUUACCCAGGUUCUCUACUUCUUUGCAACCCAUCACAAAACACACUCAAUACCAACUCUUCCGCCGCCAUAAACAAGCCUCUGAACCAGGUUCUGGGGUACUACCACGGUAACCCUAAACAAAACCAACCACAUCACCAGCCCAUGGCCCAUGUGAUGAUGAUGAACAACAACAACGUUUCGUCACCAACAACCACCACCACGUCCAAGAGUACUAGCUCGGUGACUAUUAUUGAAGACCGGCCCGGUAAUAUUAGCAACAACAAUGGGUGCAAGACCAAACUGUUUGGGGUUCCACUGCUGCAUUCUAAGAAGAGACUGCACCCGGAGUACAACAACGGCUCGAAUCACAUGGCCAUGGAAGCAAGUAAGACGCGUUUGAUUUUGGAAAAGGAUCAUGAUUUAGGUCUCCACCUCAUGCCCCCAUCCACAUGCUAGUCAGCUACUUAAAUUAGAAAGGUCUCGUCUUUUUCUCCAAAACCCAUCAAAUCAAAUUAAAUUACUUAUCUUUAAAGGUUUCAUCUUUUUGGUCCUAGUUUUUUUGUUUGCUUGUAUUCUGGGUCUGAUCAUGAGAUAUGUGUGGGUGUUUGUGGUGAGUGUCGUAGCUAGUCUGUAUAUAUAUGACUUUUAGUGCCGGUAAUUUCCCCACCGCCAUGAAUGCAGGUGUGGGUUUUGGGUAGAGUGAUCGAUGAUCGAUAUAUUAUCAAGAUCUUAUCUUGAAGGUUUUAGUUUCAAAAUUUUAUAGCCUUUGUUGGAUUUGCAGUGGGGCUAUUAUUUGCUCUCGAUUUUUGAAUAUAUUUCUCUCUUUCUUCUUGUUCUU